CACCGCCCCACAGCCGUGGCCCCGACCCGCCGCGCCGCCAGCGCUGGACCUCGCGGGAUGGCGGGCUACCUGCGGCUGACGCGCGCGCUCUGCAGGGCCCCGGGCUGCGCGCUCUGCGCCCCCGCCGCCCUCGCCACCCACGCGCAGCCGCGCCGCCACUACGCUGACAAGCGGAUCAAGGUGGCGAAGCCAGUGGUGGAGAUGGACGGUGACGAGAUGACCCGAAUCAUCUGGCAGUUCAUCAAGGAGAAGCUCAUCUUGCCUCAUGUGGAGGUUCAGCUCAAGUACUUCGAUCUGGGACUCCCCAACCGCGACCAGACCAAUGACCAGGUCACCAUCGACUCCGCCCUGGCCACUCAGAAGUACAGCGUGGCUGUCAAGUGUGCCACCAUCACCCCUGAUGAGGCCCGCGUGGAAGAGUUCAAGUUGAAGAAGAUGUGGAAGAGUCCCAAUGGAACGAUCCGGAACAUCCUUGGGGGGACUGUCUUCCGGGAGCCCAUCAUCUGUAAGAACAUCCCCCGCCUGGUCCCCGGCUGGACCAAGCCCAUCACCAUUGGCAGGCAUGCCCAUGGCGACCAGUACAAGUGCACAGACUUUGUGGUGGACCGUGCUGGCACAUUCAAGAUGGUCUUCACCCCGAAGGAUGGCAGCGGGGCCCAGGAGUGGGAGGUGUACAGCUUCCCCGGCGGUGGUGUGGGCCUGGGGAUGUACAACACCGAUGAGUCCAUCUCAGGCUUUGCACACAGCUGCUUCCAAUAUGCCAUCCAGAAGAAGUGGCCGCUGUACCUGAGCACCAAGAACACCAUCCUGAAAGCCUAUGACGGGCGCUUCAAGGACAUCUUCCAGGAGAUCUUUGAGAAGCACUACAAGACGGAUUUCAACAAGCACAAGAUCUGGUAUGAGCACCGGCUCAUUGACGACAUGGUGGCUCAGGUGCUCAAGUCUUCAGGCGGCUUCGUGUGGGCUUGUAAGAACUAUGAUGGGGACGUGCAGUCUGAUAUCCUGGCGCAAGGCUUUGGUUCCCUGGGCCUGAUGACGUCUGUGCUGGUCUGCCCAGAUGGAAAGACCAUCGAGGCAGAGGCUGCUCAUGGGACAGUCACCCGGCACUACCGGGAGCACCAGAAGGGCCGGCCCACCAGCACCAACCCCAUCGCCAGCAUCUUUGCCUGGACACGGGGCCUGGAGCACCGGGGAAAGCUAGACGGGAACCAGGACCUGGUCAGGUUUGCCCAGACCCUGGAGAAGGUGUGUGUAGACACAGUGGAGAGUGGAGCCAUGACCAAGGACCUGGCUGGCUGCAUCCAUGGCCUCAGCAAUGUGAAGCUGAAUGAGCACUUCCUGAACACUUCUGACUUCCUGGACACCAUCAAGAGCAACCUGGACAAGGCCCUGGGCCAGUAGUGCUGUGGGCAGUGUGCCCCAGGCUGUGGUCAACAGCUCGGACAACUUGGGGGGGGUGGACCUCAAGGCUCACUGGAGGCCUACCAGGGAAGGUUGUUGUAACCAAGAUGGUUUUUUACACUGUCUCCCUUCACAGAGUAAGGAGGCAGGGAGAGUGUGAUUUACCUCAGUGGGCAGUACAUCUUGCAUGCUGCCCUUUAUAUUGCCUUAGGAACACACGGUGCCAUUAUUUAGCUACUAAAACGCUCUUGAUAAAACGGA
Erinaceus europaeus (western European hedgehog) is the source of this 1662-nucleotide messenger RNA. RefSeq names its product isocitrate dehydrogenase (NADP(+)) 2 (gene IDH2). The record is from RefSeq and is a predicted model, not a curated record. Gene Ontology annotation, cellular component: mitochondrion. Gene Ontology annotation, molecular function: NAD binding; magnesium ion binding; isocitrate dehydrogenase (NADP+) activity. Gene Ontology annotation, biological process: isocitrate metabolic process. The coding region runs from base 58 to 1401 and encodes 447 amino acids. The transcript is spliced from 11 exons. Lineage: Eukaryota; Metazoa; Chordata; Mammalia; Eulipotyphla; Erinaceidae.